Molecule: messenger RNA, 1299 nt
Organism: Enterobius vermicularis (human pinworm)
Lineage: Eukaryota; Metazoa; Nematoda; Chromadorea; Rhabditida; Oxyuridae
Source: the annotation of a GenBank genome assembly
AUGGAAGAGGAGGUUGAGCAUACAGCUUCUUACGAUGGCUGGAUUAGCGGAUUUGCAAAGCGUCGAUUUAGCACAAAUCCAGUUCGAUGUAUUCCGCUUCGAAGGCAACUUCACCAUCACCCGAGCAAAACAGAAUUGUACACCAAGGAGGAAGAAAUACCACUGAAAGUGAUUAACGGUUCGCUUGGUUAUAACAACAUUUUGGAUGCCCUAAAUGGAUGGCAGUUAGUUAGCGAGCUGUCCCAAGCAACUGGUUUUCCUGCGGUGUCAUCUUUCAAACAAGUAAACCCGGCAGGCGCGGCUAUAGGAAUACCUCUGAGCAAAACAGAAGCAAGGGCAUACAUGGUAGAUGAUAUGCCAUUAAAUCCAAACUAUCCAUCUUUAGCAGCUGCUUAUGCCAGAGCAACAGGAGUUGAUCGUAUGUCUUCAUUGGGAAAUUUCAUUGCUUUAUCAGAAAAAUGUGACGAACUGACGGCAAGGCUCAUUAGUCGAGAGAUUUCUGAAGGUGUUGUUGCGCCGGAUUAUGAUAGCCUAGCUUUGAACAUUCUAGCUAAAAAAAAGUCAGGAAACUACGUUAUACUCAAGAUAGAUGCAGAGUACCUGCCUUCUAAAUGUGAAGAACGAACAGUAUAUGGGCUUCGUUUGAAGCAGAAGCGGAACAGCGUUUGUAUCAAACCGGAGGUUUUUGGAAAUAUUUUAUCAAAGUCGAAGAAAGCAAGUAUUUUAGUUACUUUAUUCUAUGAUAUUUUGCCAAAAUCAGCAUUAAACGACUUAAUAGUUGCAACAAUUGCCGUGAAAUACAAAAAGUUUAAAAGCGUUUGUUAUGCAUAUCGUGGACAGGUGAUUGGGCUAGGGACCAGUCAGCAGUCUGAUACUCAGUCCUUGCAUUUAGCAGGAGAAAAAGCAGCAAACUGGUGGAUGAGACAACACGAACGUAUCUUAAAAUUACCGUGGCAUCCUUCAAUAAGGCGCGCAGAACGCUUAAACACUGUCGAAGUUAUGAUAUCUGCUACUCUUGGCCAAGGAAUCUCUGAAGAGUACUGGAAAAAUCAUUUUGCUGAACCUGUAGAACCACUCAGCAGCGAGGAAAGAGAAAAAUGGAUUUCUUCACUUACAAAUGUUGCUGUCAGCUCGAGUGCGUCAUUAACUUUCCACAACAGUAUCGACUGUGUUAAACAGUACGGAGUUAAGUAUGUUGCAAUUACUGGUGGUUCUGCUCAGGAUCACGGUAUAGUCGAAGCCUUCGAUCGGUGUGGAAUGACUCUAAUAAAUAUGCAGCUCAGACGUUCCAAAAAUUAA